UUUACAGCGUGGCAACAGGGUCGAACUCCAGGUGAAACACAGCAUUGACCUGACGAAGCUCCACUUCAAAUAUAUGACAUAUCAGAGACAACCCAGGAGACAGUUUGUUCCUGUUCAGGUGUGGGCGAGAGGAGACGCAGAAACAGACAGAUGACUAAAUGGCUUCCAGAUCAGAGGAUGAUCUAUGCUGUCCGAUCUGUCAGGACGUCUUCAUGGAUCCUGUUCUUCUGUCAUGUAGCCACAGCUUCUGUAGAGACUGUCUGAAGACCUGGUGGAGACAGAAAUCAACAACACAUGACUGUCCGGUUUGUAAGAGAAGAUCUUCAAGAGUAGAGCCACCUUCUAACCUGGUUUUGAAGAAUCUGUGUGAGUCGUUCCGGCAGCAGAGAGCUCAGAGAUCUUCAGAGUCUCUCUGCAGUUUGCACCCGGAGAAACUAAAAUUCUUCUGUCUGGAUCAUCAGCAGCCAGUGUGUCUCGUCUGCAGAGAUCCAAAAAAACACUCCAACCACAGAUUCAGACCCAUCGAUGAAGCUGCACAAGAACACAGGAAGGAACUUCAGGAAACUCUGGAGCCCUUAAAGGAGAAGCUGAAGGUUUCUGAACGAGUUAAAGUGAAGUUUGAUCAAACAGCAGAACACAUUAAGGUCCAGGCCCAGCACACAGAGAGGCAGAUUAAGGAGCAGUUUCAGAAGCUUCACCAGUUUCUAAUGAAGGAAGAAGAGGCCAGGAUGGCUGCACUGAGGGAGGAAGAGGAGCAGAAGACUGGGAUCUUGAAGGAGAAGAUGGAGGCUCUGAGCAGAGAGAUAGCAGAUCUUUCAGACACAGUCAGAGCCACAGAGGAGCAGCUGAGAGCUGACGACGUCUCAUUCCUGCUCAACUACAAGGCUGCAGUGGAAAGAGUCCAGCACUGCCUCCUGCUGGAUCCACAGCUGCUCUCAGGAGCUCUCAUAGACCAGGCCAAACAUCUGGGCAACCUGAGCUUCGACAUCUGGAACAACAUGAAGGACAUGAUCUCCUACACUCCUUUCAUUCUGGACCCAAACACUGCAAAUCCAGAACUCAUCCUGUCUGAAGAUCUGACCGGUGUGAGACGAGGAGAUAAACAGCAGCUUCCUGAUAAUCCAGAGAGGGUUGAUCAUCACUUCACUGUUCUGAGCUCUGAAGGCUUCAACUCAGGGACUCACAGCUGGAUUGUUGAGGUUGGAGACAGUAAACAUUGGACACAGGGUGUGUUUGAAGAGUCUGUCCAGAGGAAGGGAACCAUACAGUCUGGAUUUUGGGGAAUAGCGUUCUAUAAAGAUAAAUACUUUGCAGAAUCACCACCAGCUCCCCUCAUUGAUCUCUCAGUGCAGAAGAAGCUCCAGAGGAUGAGGGUGAAUCUGGACUGUAGCAGAGGAACGCUGUCGUUCUCUGAUCCUGAUACUAAAACACACAUAUACACCUUCAAACACACUUUCACUCAGAGGAUGUUUCCAUUCAUUUACACAACAGAUAAACUCAGGGUUUUACCAGAGAAGGUCUCUGUGACGGUGGAACAGAUCAGUUAGAGAUCAACAGGAUCAAUAUAUUCAUAACGUCUCUUUGUUGCUGUUAUUUCUGUUGGUUGUUUUUUCUGAAUUGUGUAUUUGGCUUUUUACAUUAAUCUAUAGAAACAGGUGAUUCAAGUUUAAUUACAUUUCUGACAAGUUCUUCAUGUUUAAAUUCAGUUUUAUUGAAAAUAUUGAUUCAGUUGAAGUGUUUUCUGUUUAAGGUGGACGUCUGAGGUUUAAGGUUGACGUCUGAGUUUUAAGGUGGACGUCUGGUUUUUUGUUCAGGUUUUAUGCAGGUUUUCUACGUAGUGUAAAUUCAAUUUUGUAUUCUCUCAAUGUAUGUGUGUGUGUGUGUGUGUGUGUGUGUAUAUAAAAUCUCCUGUUAUAGUUGCCUUGUUCACCGCCCACCAGUAGGGGCUUUGUCUUCCGUGUCAUCCAGUAGUAGUUCCGGAAACCCUCUUUGUAGUUCCUGCUUGUAUAUUUUGCUAUUCUGUAAAUUCCUUUUUUGAUGC
Molecule: messenger RNA, 2041 nt
Organism: Amphiprion ocellaris (clown anemonefish)
Lineage: Eukaryota; Metazoa; Chordata; Actinopteri; Pomacentridae
Product: E3 ubiquitin-protein ligase TRIM39-like
Exons: 2
Coding region: 159-1547 (462 amino acids)
Molecular function (GO): protein binding; zinc ion binding
Source: RefSeq, a predicted model, not a curated record